Messenger RNA from Saccostrea cuccullata (small rock oyster), 1963 nucleotides. RefSeq lists its product as uncharacterized. NCBI's taxonomy places the organism in Eukaryota, Metazoa, Mollusca, Bivalvia, Ostreida, Ostreidae. Bases 65 to 1168 code for a protein of 367 amino acids. The record is from RefSeq and is a predicted model, not a curated record. The transcript has 9 exons.
CAAACCGAAAGUACAUUAAACAUAGCGUAACAUUCUGUCCAAACAGAUUCUGGUUUGACUGAAGAUGAGAGUACUUCUUCUUUCGAGUAUAUUUCUCUCUUUUAGUACGAUAUUACUUUCAUCACUUGGCCUGUCCUGUCCAGUUACCGUACCAACUGUAUCCUACGUGUCCAGGUGUCCGUCUAAUGAAUCAGAAUGGGAAUCAGCAGCACAACAAAAACAGUGCAACAAACUGGCAACACUGCAGAGUUGCACUGACCCCGAAAAGUUUGUAUACCACUGUGUUUUGAACAAGGAUGGAACAAAAUAUUUAGAGGUCUGUGCUCAAUUCUGGUUUAUGUCAGGAUUUUGUGCAAGAUUCAGUGUAGCAGAUGGGAGAAUAAUUAAUGACCCAGGGUUGGACUGUACAGCAUUUUCCACACCAUGUCCUUCAAGAUUUCUGUCAAAUGAAUCUUUUAAAUAUCAGGGAUGCUAUGAAUAUCUUCAACAGUCUACACCAUCAAACAUCAUUGAUAAGAAAACACCUUCUUCUGAAAGAGAAUCCUAUGAGGAAGAGUCGUGUAGUGUUGUUGCUGAUUUUGAAGAAGAGAGUAAGAAUGCCAACAAGAUAACAAUAACUUCCGAAAGAGCAGAUGAUGAUGAUAAGGAAAAUGAUAAAGUGAUGAAUUUUAGGACGCUCUCUGGCUUGCAAGGAAGAUGCAGCGUUAGGAAUGUGACAGUCAUUUCUGAGCUUAGAGAUAAUUUGUCUAUAGCGCUCUCUGAACAAAGGCAAAAUGUUUGGGUUGUACAGGAAGAUAAAGGGAUUUUAUAUAAUGAUGAAACUCCGUUCACGGAGCUUGAAAAACUCAGGAAGCAGAUUGAAGUAAUGAUUGGAAAUUCGAAAAGAUCCGUUGGAAGGAAAUACGGAGGCAAAGAACCUACACUUGAUGUAAUAUCAAAAAGGUCUGAAGCAUCUCAGAAAAGCAGAAUGAGUUGCAAAUAUUUUACAGAGCCAGAGAAUCUUUUCAAUUACACCAAAGAAAAUAUAUUUGGAGGCAACGCAGAAGUUAAAUGUCCUAAAUGUAAUGCAUUGUGGGAAAUGGAAGAGUUAGUGACAAAAUCUAACAUGUCACCAGACGAGCAGAUAUUUUUCGGGAAAGCAAUGUUCAUUAAUACACAGGCAAAUUAAACGUCUUACCCACCUAGUUCAUAAAGAAUUAUCUAGCCUUCUUAUACAGUCAUAUAUUUAAACUUCUUUUAAUGUAGUUUCCUUGUCAGCACACAUUAUUGUGUAUUAAUCUCGUAUUAAGCAAAGGAGUAUAUAUGAUAAGAGCCAAUUUUGGCCCCCUAAAAAUCAACAUUUUAUAAUGACAUUCAGAUAUGUUUUAUUUAUAUUUAUUUUGUAGAAGAGAUUAUAUUAGAAAUAUUUCCAAUUUAUUUUUCAUAUUUAUAUGCAAUCACAAGCUGUAAAUUACAUUAGAAAUAAUGCUAUUUUCGCUAUCUAACAAAAAGGCCAACAAUAUGCCUUUUUCUUGAUGUUUUUUCUUAUGGGAAACAUAGAGUGCAGUGUAGAACAUGCAUAAUUUUUCUGUCACUAAUUAGUAUUGAAUAGAUACAUCUCUGGUAAAAAUAUAAAUCUUGUUCUAGGCUGCGCUCUAUAUUUUCCGAAAGAAAAACUGCCUGAAAAUAAGCAGUUUUAUACAAAUUAUGCUAAAAUGGCGGGAAAACGUGAUUUUUAUGAUGUCAUAUUUCUGAAAUAACGGCAUUUUGAUCAAAAUGAAAAUGACCUUUAAAGGUCGCAUAUACGGGGGUUGAUCCAAAAGUUCGUGGAAUUUCUCUCUAAAAUUUUAUCGUGCUUUGAUGAAAGCAAAACAACAGGCAUAUUUAUAAUAUAGAGUCAUAAUGCAACAAUAUUGGAAAAUUUCACCACUUUCCAAUUACCAAUAAGUUCACACGCGCUUUCUGAAAAUGGAUUGUUGUGAAA